Molecule: messenger RNA, 3242 nt
Organism: Homalodisca vitripennis (glassy-winged sharpshooter)
Lineage: Eukaryota; Metazoa; Arthropoda; Insecta; Hemiptera; Cicadellidae
Exons: 3
Coding region: 166-1074 (302 amino acids)
Source: RefSeq, a predicted model, not a curated record
UGUCCGCGUCCACCAUUCCGCGUCUUGUGUCGGUCGCGAGCGCUUGCGAGUCUCUUGCCGGUUACGUGCUGUGCUUUCGUACUUUCAUACUUGGUCGGUUUUACACUACAAGGAGCUAUUCGUGCGGACAUUAUUUUGAAGUUGCUGAGUUCAUCGUCGAUAAGGAUGGGAUUUUGCAAGACCCUGCUUCUGUCUACGCUGCUUGGUCUGGCGGUGGGAAACCCUUUGGACAGGCAUGUGGACAAGAGGGACACUUCAAGUCAUCAGAUUAUCGAAAUUCCUCACCACUCUGUCAAGACUGAAGAUGCACCUCGCCACCUCGAUACUCAUUCACCUAGUUUUUCUUACGUUGGGCAUCAUCAAACCUCCAGCGUGGGUAAUACUCCUACAGAGAAAGCUCUUGGUGAUCGUAACGAUAUCCCUCAAACAAUUCAGCCCAGGAGAAAGCAGACAGUAAAAUUAACUGAUCAAGCCAAGAGAAGGCAGGCCGUGGGGAGAAAAGGCACGAAGAAAGGGAAAAAGUCCAAUGUUGAACUUUUACACCACCUGGGGAUGGCAAAGAUUCACUCUCCAGUUGUCAAUCAUCACCGGAAACGCCUUGCCAGUCAGUCCCGAAAGACACACCACCAGAAGAGCAACAGUGAUUCAAAAAUGUUCGUCAUCAAACUUCCGCCGAACCCUUACUACUACGCUCACCACGACCUGAACGGUGUCGAUGUAGUCGAGUCCCAGCCCAAGUCGGUCAACACCCUCCCAGUGAAUUUCAACACCAACGGAAAACCCUCAAGGGUAUAUCACUGGAACAUACCUGUUCUCAAGAAGAUGGUAGCUAGGAAAGCAGGAUCUUCCAAGUCCACGAUAUUCGCGGACAGUGACAUAUUUAACAUCGACAAACAGGCCACAUGGAAUGAGACAGACGACGACAAGUUACUUUACAGGAAGGCGACGUACUACGGACCCAAGAAGUCGAAACAUACAUUCAGGAAAUAUUUCGCUGGAAACGGAAAACCGCAUUCCUUCUACGUCAUGGAGAAGAGCAAGAAACCAGCAACUGUGCACAGGUUGCUCCCUUGAAAAACUCGUGUACGAGUUCAUCUUUCGUAGACUAGCUAGUACUGUAAAUAGUUGUUUUCAUGAAAGAUAUUUGUGAUUUCCCUUCAUUUUGCAAGUAUUCAUAUUUAUUAGAAAAUUCGUUGUAAAAGAACGUGGAUGUUUUUAAAGAAAAAGAAUCAGAUUUGCUAGACCAUUAUGUUUUUAUUACCUCCACGGCCUGAACAUGAAAAGGUUUAAUGCACUGGAAACAUGAAGAAAAACGCUAUUUCUGUUGCGGGCGGCAUUAAAUUCUUCUCUCACUCUUCAUUAACUCCGUUCGCAUUGUGUGGGACCACCAGUGCCACCCCCUACGUUUAUGGUUACUACUACCCAUUUUUAUUCGGUAAAACCAUAACGUGUAGCUAAAUUUCUUCCUAAAAUCUUUAAAUGUUGUAAUGUCCAAAUCGAGAAUAACAAACUUGUUUAUGUUUAUACUGGCCAGCCAAUGUUUACCGAAUACAAUGAGAAUAUCGUGUAUUACUUGCUCUCCUUGAACCUAUAUUUAUCUCCGAAUUAUCAUGUGAAUUACAAGUUCCAAAACGCAUCCAUCAGACUACCCAACGGACUGUCCUCUGACUUUAAAAUUUAGGUAUGCAUAACGUGUCAAAUUGAACAAAAACAACAACAUUUAUUGGUUUCAUACUGAAUCGAGGGAGUGGUCGAAUCAAAUACUUGCAACGGUUUUGAAACAAAAAUUCCGAAUUGGUUUAAAGUACCUGAUUGUUGGUCUUAGCAAAUGGAUUGAUGCUAUUAACAUUGAUAGUAUGUUGGACAGUUUUUAGGUUAAAAAGUAGUAGGAGAGAAGAAGUAAGAUCCGUUACGAAGAUGGAGCAAAGUGGUCGUAAAUAACACGCGCAAAUAGACCACAAGCAAUCGAGGAGAAAAACACCCGUGUUGUGGUCAGAUACGAAAUUAAAUUCACACGGACGGCUGAAUAGACAGACGGACGGACAGACAGACUGACCAAUCUUACGAAGCGAGACAAUAUGUGGAAACGGCCCUUAGGGAAUUUUGGAGAUUACAGUUACCCUCUAAAUUAUUCUCGACAGCUGUUGUCGUUGCGGAUUGAACGUUUCUUGCAAAUAACUUUUAUUUAUUGGGGUGUAAAAUCUUUAACAGAAACUUAAAAAACUCAAAAGUUCAAAUUGAUACAUUUAAUUAAUAACAAUAAAUAGAGGUACAAAAUCGUCUUCAACCUUCACAGCAUUAUAAACUAAGUGUUAUUUUUGUUCAUUCGACUCGGGUCUUUUGUUUUUUUAUGUUUGUUAUUUGUUUUAAAACAAAUUAACUUAAGUUUCAAUUAUAACAGAUAAGUAACACAUCUAAGUUUAACUAUUGUUCGCAAGUCGAAAACAUCGCUAGUGUUUCUAAAUCAAUUGGCUGUAUCUUGUUUACAUACGCUGCACCUAGCUGUUCACUUUAUUUAGGCACUCGAAAUCACAAAUAUUUUUCAGUAAAGACACAUCUUGAUUUAUUUCGUAGCUUUCUUCCUAGAGAAGAAAAUAAAUCAAAACAAUGUAAUAUACUGGGAGAAUAACAACCUUGUCGAUAACUAACUAAUUAAACCAAAUUUAAAAAAUUAUAAGAAUUAGACAUUGUGUUCAAAAACAAAAAUAAUUUAUUUAGUUACAUCAUAUGCAUACAAAAGUUUUACUUAAAAACUAUAAAACAACAUUGAGUUACUACAAUUAUUUUAUUUAUUAGUUAAUAAUAAUUUGAUUAUUGAUUGAUAUGUAUUAAUUUAUUCAUUACAUCUAAAAAAUAUAAACAAAUUAUGUUGUAUUUCUGUUCUGUAAUAAUGCUUUAAUCAAAGUGGUUUAAAAUUCUAUCGUAAUUGAUUUAUUUUAUUACAUAUCAUAUUUCUGAACAAUAUAUUUAAGAGAUUAAAUCUGUAACAUGGGAAAACGGUGUUCAAAAACCAUUUAAAUAGCUUUAUUUUAAAGAAAACAUGUGCUAGACCACAUGAAAUUAUAUAUUCAUUACAUUUGUCUAAUUGGCAUUAGCCUUAUUUUAUUUCAAUAAAAAUUGAAUCACAUAAAGCACAUGCUCCGUUGGGACUGGAACUCGGAUCUCUUACUUGCUGGUAAGUGAGAGGUCCGCUUUCGAAUCUCGGCGGAACAUUAACUUUUUGUGAAUUAAUAUUUAUUGAA